UACUGUUUCUUCUCAUUCUCGAAUCCUCACUGUCCUUGAUUGGUCUUGCUUGCCAGAUAUUUGUAACUCACACCACCAAUAUUAUAGGUUCUCAGCUAUAGCUUCGGGAAAUGUCACUCCCCUGCCUGAGGACUGCAUCCUAUUCCAUUGCCUCCGCCACUAAACGUCAAUGCUCUAAUCCUCCUCAUCUUCGCCCAGGUCCAGCUCUGACAUUGACUGACAUACACACGUUCCACACUCAUUCGCGCUCGUCCCCACCUCCACCAAGACAUAUCUUCUCAAAAACACAAACUACUUUCUUCUCAACCAAAUCCCGCGAUCUCGCGUCCGCCCGCGAACCAAACUACUACGAGGUCCUCGACGUCCCAAUAACCGCCUCCCAGGGCGAAAUCAAAAAGAAAUUCUACACCCUUUCUAUGCGCCACCAUCCCGACCGCAACCGUGAUGACCCCACCGCCUCCUCCCGCUUCGCCCGCAUCUCCUCCGCCUACAACGUCCUCAGCCACCCGAACAAACGCGCCGCCUAUGACCGCGACCAUGGCAUCUACGCUCAGUACCAGAACACCCAUUCCACCGCAACCGCCGGCCAGCACCCCAUGGGCAGCUACAGCAGUCACGGCGCGAACCUCCACACGAAGGGGGCAUCCUACGCCGGCUCCCGACCCGCCAGUGGGUUGAGUAACCGCCGUGGGACGUUUAGAGGCCCGCCGCCGAGUUUCUACGCAAAUGGCGGGUAUGGGCGCACGGGGAGGACGAACCCGGGGCCGGGGUCUGCUAAGAGUGGAGGUGGUGGUAGUGCUGCUGGCCAGAACACCAACCCGAAAAGUGACGACGAUCCGACUUCUUUUAUCGAUAGGAACACGGUUCAUCAUUUCAAUGCGCGGGGCCACUACAAAACUCAGACCGCCGAGGAUAUGCGACGGAAAGAGCGGAAAGAGCGAGCCACGCACGCUGCCCUGAAUAAUCAGUACCUUGGGAGCCCCUGGGCGGCCGCCAUGCGAUUUGCCGCCGUGUGUGGGAUCUUGGCUGGGGCGGCAACAGUGGCGGGAUUUGUUCAAUGGCCGGGUGAAAAAGCGAGAAAACAAAAGGAUCAGUUGAUUUCAUGAACACUUGUGUCUUUACAGGUUGGUCCUGGUAUCUGUUUUUGAGUACGUGACCCUGUUGAGCUCGGUUGGCAUUGGAAGGGUUCGGCCAGAUAGAUUGACAUGGUCUCGGAGUUCGGCGGUUACAGUAUCUAUGUUGGGAUGGGUACCAUUCAGCAGGCUGGAUUAAAUGAUAUCUUGAAGCAUGUACAUUAAUGAACAAAGGG
Messenger RNA from Aspergillus saccharolyticus JOP 1030-1, 1309 nucleotides. RefSeq names its product DnaJ domain protein. NCBI's taxonomy places the organism in Eukaryota, Fungi, Ascomycota, Eurotiomycetes, Eurotiales, Aspergillaceae. Bases 111 to 1106 code for a protein of 331 amino acids. The transcript has 2 exons. The record is from RefSeq and is a predicted model, not a curated record.